CUAAACACAGUAUGGGUUACUGGAAGUCAGCUGUUCUGGGAGAUACAAAAGACUAUUUACAUUCCACGAAUGGUCUGCUACACCCUCAAAACUGUAAUGGGUACAUUGCAGGUAAAAUCAACUUCUAGCGACUGAUAUACUGAGCAGCACUGAAGCUCCUGGAAAAAGGUCAUUGAUCACAGUGCACCAAGGGAUACUUGAUUCACAGUCAAGUGGGAAACAGUCGUCAUGAAUAAUCAAGAGGUUGUGGCUGUGCUAGAAGAGUGCAAGCAAAAGCUUGAAUCGCUCGCUUCAGAGGUGUCAACGCCGUCUGAGGAAGAGAAGAAUGACCACCAGUGGUGCAAAGAUUCGCUUCCAGAGGAUCUGACAAACCUGAUUCAGGAGGCAAAGGAAAUGAAGUGGCCCUUUGUGCCAGAGAGGUGGCAGUACAAACAGGCAACAUCCCCAGAAGACAAAACAAACCUACAAGAUAUCAUUAACCCAAGGCUGCGUGACUUACUGGUAUUCUUGAAGGCCUCCAUUGCAGUUGCCGACAGUGCUACAGCCGCAGCCAUCGUGUUCCUUAUUGACCGAUUUCUUUACUGGACAGAUGCCUCCACCAGGCUCCUGCGAGUUGCCAAGGCAUUGCAUAAAAUAUGGCCCGAUACACCAAUUGCACCACAAGUUGUUAUACGGCAAGCUCGCAUCUCGGUAAACUCAGGAAAGCUUUUAAAAGCAGAAUAUAUUUUAAGCAGUUUGAUCAUCAACAAAGGAACAACAGGUUCUUGGCAUUAUGCUAAUGAAAACGACAGAGUUCUUGUGCAGUCUGUGUGCGUACAGAUCAGAGGACAAAUUCUGCAGAAAUUGGGCUUGUGGUAUGAAGCAGCUGAGUUGAUUUGGGCCUCCAUUGUUGGGUUUUCUGAGCUGCCCAACCCAGACAAAAAGGGAAUAGCCACAUCUUUAGGUGUUUUGGCAGACAUUUUUAUUUCAAUGAGUGAAGAAAACUAUCAAAGGUUCAAAAAGAGUAGUAAUGUCUGUCUGAGUUUACUGGAAGAGUUUGAUCACCGGUUGCUGUCUGCGGCAGAGGCUUGCAAACUGGCUGCUACCUUCAGUUCAUACACUCCACUCUUUGUUCUCACCAAUCUGAACAUUCGUGGGACAUGCCUGUUAUCCUACAGUUUAUCAAAAGAAUGUCCCAAACAGAAUAGAUUGCAUUAUCUGUCAGAAGCAAAGGAGUCAUUUGAAAUUGGUCUUCUCACCAAGAAAAAAGGAGAACAAGUUACAAGCAAACAGGAACUUCACAGCUUUGUCAAAUCAGCCUAUAGUCUUUCAAUUGUACAUAGGUGGCUUCAUGGUGAUAAUGUUCGCAGUAAAGAGGUGACCCUACUAUGCAGAGAGGCAAUGGAGAAGCUAGCCAUGUAUAGUGUAUUAACAGACAAACAAGACAAAGGAAACCUUGCUAAUGAUAUCAUGUACCUGGUAGAAUCUUUGAAAGAGCAGCUAAUGGUAGAUGCUUUCUCAAAAUCAGAUGAAUGUUCUUACGUGCCUGACAGCUACAAGGACUGCUUGAAGAAAACCAUUGUGAAUGGAAAAGUGAGGUUCAGUGUUAUAUUGAACUUGUUUUCUUACCAUCACAAAUCAGUGUGUGACGCCUUUCAAAGUACCUGCAGAAAUCAGAAUGCAGGAGAAGUAGAAUCUGGAGUUUGUGUGACAGCCUUAAAAACCCUUGAUACGGUCAGUACAACAGAAGACAUUGAUUGCCCAACAACCGGAGAUAGUGACCCACGCAGCCGGAAACAUAACAGUAGGAGAAAGGGAAUUGAACGGUCUACGGCAAUAAACCAUUUGUCAGGUGAUGAGAAACGAAAGUCAUUCAGUAGGUCAAAUAACAGUAAUAGUUCUACCUCUGGUUCUUUGAAAUCAUGGUGCAACGUGUCAAAUUCCUCUUCCAGCUGGGAAUCAUUCGGUUUUAAUAAUGAACUGGAUGAGUUUAAAGAGUCUGGUAUAGAUGGAGGUAAAAUAGGUAGCCCUUGCUCUACAGCAGCAUCUGAUGACAUUGAUGAAAAUGGCCCAGGAGUAAGUAAAGAUCCAGAGGAUAUUUCUUUUGAGCACCUCUCUAUCCAUGAAACAGAGGAGGCAGGAUCUCGUCCCAAUAAUCAAAACACCCUGGUUAGUAACCGGACAAAUGAAUCGGAAACCUCUGUUAUUGGAAGCAGAUUGGCCACAACUGUGCCUGAUGUCAGAGGCCAAAAUCCAUGUUUGGGUGCUAAUUUCUUUGAGAUCUUUGACCCCACUGCUGAAACAGAGUCUGCCACCGAUACAACCAACCAUCCAACUGAUAUUGCAAAAAAUGACCAUUCAGUGAAACUAGAUCUUGCUGGAAAAAUGUUGUCUUGUGGAAUAGACCCAGAAGGUGAAACUGUAGACACCACAGCAGAUUUGUCAGUUAGUACACAUGAGCCUUCAACCCAGAUAUUCCCACAUCCUUCUACCAGUAAAAAUGUAGUCAAACACCAGCUCUCUGUUGUGUCUUCUGAAGAUGGAUUUGUUGCUCUUAAUAUGGAAACAAACUCACAGGAUGUGUAUGAAGUUAGUGUUCUCAAACGGCAACAGUCUGCAGACAGUUCAUCUAGCAAAAGAACUCUGCAACAACAGAAGAGCACACAUAGUGUAAGCUCAAAGUCCAACUACAGCAAUGUAUUUCCAGUUGAUUUUGCAUGUGAGACUACCGAGGAGGAAGUGGAUAAGUUAAACUUGAGUUUUACUAGUAGCCAUAGUUCUGGCUCCUGGAGCAAAUCCGCACAGUUUUCGAGCAGCCUUUCUGAUUCAAACUCUUUUCUAAACUCUAGUGGGAGUUCAUUUGUUUUCCUUAAAUUUGAUGAUUCAAAAUUAAUACGUCCACUGCCUCCAUUAGAUGAUAUGGAAUAUGAAAACCUUCUUUCAGGUGUUGAUAAUGAUUGGCUUCUGAAAAAGCUGGAGGGCACUGAGAAGAUAAAUUCUUUACCCCUGCACAGUGCAUACAAUGCUUUGCUUCUGAAGUUCUCCAAGAACUCAGAGUUGUGGACAGCCCAGGAAACGUUUGUGUACUUUGGUGAUUAUGUGGCCGUUUCUAAACCAGGUCAACAACGAAAUGCUUUCUGGAUUCACUGUUUACACCAGGACGAGACUUUGGGAAGAUAUGUUGGGAAAGAGUACAAGAAGCCGAGAAGUAUACUGUACCCUUUCAGUGAUGUUGAGCGCCAAAUGACAGCGCAAUACUAUGUGAAUGAAUUCAAUAAAAGGCUAUAUGAAUUGAAUGUACCCACACAGCUAUUUUACAUCCCUUCCUAUGUACUACUGAUUUUGGAAGAUAAAAAUAUUAAAGGAUGUGUAAGUGUGGAGCCGUAUGUUCUUGGAGAAUUUGUAAAAUUAUCUAAUAAUAAAGAGGUUGUCAAGACACAAUAUGAAGCAACUAAAUAUGGUUUAGCUUUUGGACAUUUUGCUUAUGAAUUUUCAGGUCACUCUGAUAUUGUGGUGGAUUUGCAAGGUUGGGUAACUGGAAAUAAGAACGGAGAAGCCCUUAUUUACCUCACUGAUCCCCAGAUCCAUUCUGUUAACAAUACCGCAGCUGGUUCAAGCACGAACAGAGAAGCAACGUGCACCAAUUUUGGAAAGAGAGGGAUAAGGUUUUUCUUUAGUAAACAACAUGCAGAGUGCAAUGAAAUUUGCCAUAGUCUUUCCUUAACAAGGCCUGAUCUAUCAAAUUUAUAAAACAAUAUAUCUAGGAAGCUUGGAUAGACUUGACUUGUUAUAAUAUUUGGUUCCAGUAUAAAAAAAUGUUUGAAAACUAUUUAAGAAAAAAAAAACUUUUUAAUGUUUUUUUCAAAGAUAAAUGUAGUAG
Molecule: messenger RNA, 3859 nt
Organism: Pelobates fuscus (common spadefoot toad)
Lineage: Eukaryota; Metazoa; Chordata; Amphibia; Anura; Pelobatidae
Gene: ALPK1
Product: alpha kinase 1
Exons: 15
Coding region: 229-3729 (1166 amino acids)
Biological process (GO): protein phosphorylation; cytoplasmic pattern recognition receptor signaling pathway; innate immune response
Cellular component (GO): cilium
Molecular function (GO): protein serine/threonine kinase activity; monosaccharide binding; ATP binding
Source: RefSeq, a predicted model, not a curated record